Penicillium brevicompactum is the source of this 1377-nucleotide messenger RNA. Its product is annotated as Cytochrome P450 E-class group I. Bases 1 to 1377 code for a protein of 458 amino acids. The transcript has 6 exons. NCBI's taxonomy places the organism in Eukaryota, Fungi, Ascomycota, Eurotiomycetes, Eurotiales, Aspergillaceae. Gene Ontology annotation, molecular function: heme binding; iron ion binding; monooxygenase activity. The record is from RefSeq and is a predicted model, not a curated record.
AUGGACUAUAUCAAUGCCCAUUGGGGGUUGGCGUCAUUGAUCGCCGUUGCUGUGUGGGUAGUUUUUACUAUCAGAUAUCAAAUAAUUACUAUCGUCAUCUCCAACGUGGUACAUCCCAUCAGGAACUUCCAAGGGCAAGCUAUCCAAGGCCCGCAGUGGCAGUCCCUCGAUGGUCAGUGUCUUGAUAAAUUUCUCAACGGGAGGGAAGUCAGUCAAGCAUGGAGGAAGCAUGGCUCUGUCUAUCGAAUUUGGUCAGGACUCACUCCAGAGGUUGUUUUGACAACACCCGAGGAUCUCAAGCAUUUUCACUCGGACUCUGCACUUCACAAAAAGUCACCUUCCAGCAACGGAGGGUGGUUUUUCCAUCAACUGUUGGGCGACUGCAUGGGCCUGAUAAACGACCAUCAUUGGCAGGCGAUCAGAGGACAAUUCAACGGCGCUUUUACCCAUCUUUCUAUUACCAGAUCAUGGAGCUUUCUUCUGAGUUCCACCAAGAGCUAUCUCCAGCAUUUUGCAGCCGACGUCGUGGAGCUACAACCUGUCACUCACUUCGCCUCGUUCCCUUUUUUCGCCACUGCAGAGUAUCUAUACGGACCGUUGACUCAAUCUGAGAGAGAUGAGCUCUGGGGUCUGGGACAGCGAAAUCUUGCUCUCAUGGGGUGUGUUUUGAUGGGCGGGGUAUAUCGAUCCCAGAUGUGCCGUUGGCGCAAGCCAGAAGACUACCGGCGACUCAAAACAUUCGAGGAUGACUGGGUCAAUUUUAACGAAACAAUUGUGGAAGCGAGAAAAGAUAUUGAUGGCCCUCUAUCUCCGGUGGUAGAGGGAUGGAAGGCUGUGGAUAAUGGCACAGUGACGAGAAAAGAGAUGAUCCAAACAAUAAGCGAGAUGCUUUUCGCAAAUCUCGACGUUUCGACGAAUGUCUUGAGUUGGUUGAUCACAUUCAUCGCGAAAGAUGCAAGUGUGCAGCACCAGCUCCGACAAGAGUUAAAAGAGCACGCCGGCUCCGUCGACGAGCUGUGCAGAAAGAAGGACUCAUUAUUGCAUUUGUGUUUUCUGGAGUCCAUCAGACUUCGACCAUUUACCGUGUUUACAAUUCCGGAAUAUUCGCCCAAUACGAAAGUCGUCGGCGGAUACACGAUCCCCGCAAAGCUACGAUACAAUCUGUUUACAUUUGGGUUUGGCUCGCGGAAGUGUCUUGGAAAGCACUUCGCGGAAGCAAUGAUGAAGGUGUUUAUUUGCGAACUCAUUUCUCAGUACGAGAUUCGAGUCAUUGAUAAGGGCCAGCUUAAUUUGACCACAGAGAAGCAAGCUACAUGGGUGCCCGUCUCAGAUAUCAAGAUACGAUUUGUUCCCGUUGGCUCCGUUAGCCAGGGGUAA